This is a messenger RNA of Trichomonas vaginalis G3, 1029 nucleotides long. Its product is annotated as DDE endonuclease family. Bases 1 to 1029 code for a protein of 342 amino acids. Lineage: Eukaryota; Parabasalia; Trichomonadida; Trichomonadidae. The record is from RefSeq and is a predicted model, not a curated record. The transcript has a single exon.
AUGACUAGAGAUGGAAUCACAAAGAACGAUAUUGACUUUGAAACGGAGAUGAGAAUUAAUUUUCCUAACAGAAUUAGAAUUACUUCUACUCUUUUAACUGACCAAGCAUUUAUUGAUAAAUUAGAUUUCGAUGAUUUUUCUCAAUGUGAUGAUAAAAUGGUUGUAUUUAAUUAUAAUGUAUCUCGUUACUUUGAAUUAAUUUCUUCCCAGAUUCAAAAUGAAUCUGAACAAAUUUCAAUGAGUACACAAUCAAAUGCAAACACAUCAUCACAACCGCCUGUUACAGUACCUAAUAGUAAUAUACAUUCUGAAAGUCAAAGCAAUGGAACUUUUCAUCCAUGUUAUAUCUAUUCUGAGCAAACAUCUGCAUUGAAUACAAUUAUAUAUUUAUGCAGAUAUUGUCCUUAUUUAUCCAAUUGCUUUGAAAAGAAAUCGCUAUAUGCUUUUGACAAAUUCUUCAAAGAAUUUGCCAAUCUGCUAAAAGUGUCAAAUAGAGUUCCUAUCAAUGUAAGCACAAUUGAAUUUUUGAAAUAUUUUCCAUCAAGUUGCAAAUAUCCAUCCGAAUUUUUAUAUUUUAUAUUAUACAACGCAGCGAAAAAUAAUUCAAUUAAGAAUAACGCGUUGAAAUCACUUCUAACUGAAUUUACAUGCUUUGAUCCUCAAGACAAAGAUGUUUCCCUUCAAAUUGAAGCUCAGUUAAUUCUACAAGGUUCUGACGAAUUUUUGAAGAUGCCAACAAUAAAAUCGAAGUAUCUUAUUGUACGAUGGAUCGAUGAGUUUAAUCUAGAGAUGAUUAAUAGAAUUAAAUACUUAUCUUCGAAAAAAUAUUUGCCAUUUGCAAUUAUUUUCAGAAAACAAGAACCCGACAUUUUUUCAAUUGCAAUAGUCGCAAAUCGAAGAGAUCAAAACAGAUACCUUUAUAUUAAUGAUUCAAGCAAUCAUUUCACAUUUGCAAAAAUAGAAGAUCUUUUGAAUACGGCUGAUCAAGAAGGAUUUGCAGUAUUUAAUGUUAUAUUUCAAAAAAACUAA